Molecule: messenger RNA, 1170 nt
Organism: Trichoderma harzianum CBS 226.95
Lineage: Eukaryota; Fungi; Ascomycota; Sordariomycetes; Hypocreales; Hypocreaceae
Exons: 2
Coding region: 1-1170 (389 amino acids)
Source: RefSeq, a predicted model, not a curated record
AUGCGCCUGCUAGACGCCAGAACGCUGGGGCUCGUCGACAUCACCGACGACAGCAUCCCGCCCUACGCCAUCCUGUCGCACACCUGGGGCGAUGAGGAAAUCACCAUUCAGCAGCUGCGGCGCCUUGGCGGCUGCUCGCAGACCACACUGGCAUCUCCCCGGACCCUGGACAAGAAGCGAAGGGCCAUCGUCUUGAAGAAGGGCUACAUCAAGAUCUCCGGCGCUGCCCAGCUUGCUGUUAGUCGGGGGCUCGACUACAUCUGGGUCGACACUUGCUGCAUCGACAAGACCAGCAGCGCUGAGCUGUCCGAGGCCAUCAACUCCAUGUAUCUCUGGUACGAAAAGUCUGCCGAGUGCUAUGCCUAUCUCUCCGACGUCGAACCAGUCCUCGCUGCUGCAGGUGCCAACGUGUUCCAUGACAAUCUGCGCCGCAGUCGCUGGUUCACAAGAGGAUGGACGCUUCAAGAGCUCAUUGCUCCCAAAGUGGUUCUCUUCUACGCCAAGGACUGGAGCUUUCUUGGACAGAAACACACACCACCUGAAUUCACCAAGGCCAUCAGUGAAAUCACCAACAUCGACCAAGAGGUCUUGAAUGGCAGGAUAGACCCCCUCCAGUUGAGCGUGUCUGCUCGCAUGGCCUGGGCAUCUCAUAGGAACACCACCAGGCUCGAAGAUACCGCAUACUGCUUGAUGGGUUUGUUUCAGGUCAACAUGCCUCUUUUGUACGGCGAAGGACGCCGCGCAUUUGCACGUCUUCAGGAAGAAAUCAUACAGCGCACUGAUGAUCAGUCGAUAUUUGCCUGGAACUCCUUUGACGACCAAGACGAAGAUCCGGAUGCUCUCUUUGGCUUGCUUGCACAAUCUCCCGCUCAAUUCAAGCUUGCUGGCUCGUUGCAGGUUCUGCCGCCUUUACCCAUAUAUGCAAGUGCGCCCUCCAGUAUGACGAACCAAGGCAUCCGCGUGCAGCUAUAUAUCCAACAACAGGGAUGGCGACGUCUAUCAAUGUCCCGCCCUCUAUCUGCGGCGGCUUUCCGAGGAUCAGUAUGGAAGACUGAGGCCCAAGUCGCAGCUCUUUAUGCCUCCCCCAUCCGCUACAUUUCUGCCAAUGGAUGGCUAUCGCUCGGUAUACGUCAGGCAGCAGCCAGUAUACUAUCAUCUUCCGCAGUUUAG